Messenger RNA from Emys orbicularis (European pond turtle), 1317 nucleotides. RefSeq names its product shisa family member 9 (gene SHISA9). The record is from RefSeq and is a predicted model, not a curated record. Gene Ontology annotation, biological process: regulation of AMPA receptor activity; regulation of short-term neuronal synaptic plasticity. NCBI's taxonomy places the organism in Eukaryota, Metazoa, Chordata, Testudines, Emydidae. Bases 1 to 1317 code for a protein of 438 amino acids. Gene Ontology annotation, cellular component: postsynaptic membrane; postsynaptic density; AMPA glutamate receptor complex. The transcript has 5 exons.
AUGUUCGGCUCCUGGCGCAGCGCAGCAGCCAGCAGCUCGAGCGGCGGCGGCGGCAGCGGCAGCGGCUUCGCAGCGGCCGGGCUGGGAGGCAGGAUGAAGGGCUUCCUCCGGCUGGCCCUCGGAUGCUUGGUGGCGGACCUGCUCACGCUGGUGUGCCGGGCGCAGGAGAAAGCCGGGCAGCACCUGGGCAGCAUCGUGGUGCUCUCCGGGGGGAACCACUCCAGCUUUGGGGAGCACGGGGACGCCUCGGAGCCGCCCCCGACCCCGGACUUCUGCCGGGGCUACUUCGACGUGAUGGGCCAGUGGGACCCGCCGUUCAACUGCAGCUCGGGGGAGUUCGUCUUCUGCUGCGGCACUUGUGGCUUCAGGUUCUGCUGCAAGUUCAAGAAGACCCGGCUGGAUCAAAGCACCUGCACGAACUACGAGACGCCGGUGUGGAUGAACACGGGGAAGCCUCCUGCCCGCAUCGACGACCCCCUGCACGACCCCACCAGGGAUAAAACCAACCUCAUUGUCUACAUCAUCUGCGGGGUGGUGGCGGUCAUGGUGCUGGUGGGGAUCUUCACCAAGCUGGGGCUGGAGAAGGCGCACAGACCGCAGCGGGAGCACAUGUCCAGGGCUCUUGCUGAUGUUAUGCGACCUCAGGGUCCUUGCACAACAGAUCACAUGGAAAGAGACCUAAACAUUGUAGUUCAUGUGCAACAUUAUGAAAACAUGGAGGCAAGGCCACCUGCAAAUAAUCUGCAUGGUCCACAGAUGAAUAAUGUGGUACCAACUUCUCCUCUCCUCCCUCAGAUGGCACAUCCACAUUCAUACCCCAGCAUCGGACAGAUCACAAAUCCUUAUGAACAACAGCCCCCGGGCAAGGAGCUUAACAAGUAUGCCUCCCUAAAGGCAGUCGGAGAGUAUGAUGGUGAUUUUCCUGUGAUGACACUUAAGUCAAAAGCUGACAAGGUCAACGACGACUUCUAUUCCAAACGCCGACACCUUGCAGAACUGGCUGCCAAGGGGAGCCUGCCACUGCACCCAGUGCGCAGAGAGGAAGACAGAACGUACACACCUGACAAUGGCACGACCAGACAGAAUGGGCAGAAAUCCAAAGUCUCAAAGAUGCACACACACCCCUUAGCUUACAACUCCAACUUCAAAACCUGGGACCCCAGUGUCCAGUCCCUCCGACGGCAGACAUAUGCAAACAAGGGAAAGCACGGCACAGGAGAACCAGCAGCAAGUGACCCACUGACAACUCGGAGCCAGCACUAUCUACCCCCACAGCCAUAUUUCAUAACUAACAGCAAGACAGAAGUGACUGUUUGA